This is a messenger RNA of Colletotrichum scovillei, 3353 nucleotides long. Its product is annotated as cell wall anchored protein. The transcript has 4 exons. The record is from RefSeq and is a predicted model, not a curated record. Gene Ontology annotation, molecular function: protein binding. The coding region runs from base 972 to 3056 and encodes 694 amino acids. Lineage: Eukaryota; Fungi; Ascomycota; Sordariomycetes; Glomerellales; Glomerellaceae.
CUGUAUGUCAGCAGGAGCCAUGGAGUUCUUCUGUUAACCCGGCGUGCCGGGCAUCCACUGGCUCACCAUAGCUGAUACCUGCAAGUUGUCUUCGUCUCGCCAAGGGCAAAGGUUGCUAUAAAUUUCAACACAGGAUAGCACGCUCUAAGUGGUAUUUCUGACUUUUGUGUUUUAUACACCACGAAAAUGCAAUCAACACAAGAGGCGAGGCCACCACCAAAAGAACCGCCCAGGGGUUACCGCAAAGCUUCGUUAACUCACGCAUCAUCCGCUUUACCACUGGGAUGAACUUCAGCAGGAGACCAGAGCAACGGGUGCGUGGCAAAGCGAGCCAUCUCGAUGCGUGGCGCUUCAGACCUCGGACUAAGAGUCCAGCUCCCUCACCCGUCCGCCUCUGGUCUGGAACGGAGCCCCCGCCAGCUCGUCUGGAUCCGGCCUGGUCCGGACACUGCAGAUCAGAAAUGUCUCUGGUGCUUGUCAACAAGCCCGAUAUGUUGACAAGCCCAAACUCUGUUUUCUCUAUCUUUCCCAUUCUUCGAGAGGCCCCUCCCCCGUUCUUGUCUUUGUUUGAGCUUUCCUUUUCCCUUCGUCCUUCGUCCUCGAAUGAACUGACGGUUGAUGUUCUGACAAGACUGAUCUGCCAUCAUCACUUUCUUUUCAUUUUCUUCAUCUGACCUUUUUAACAAAUUCCGUAAUUUCAUUACAUUCCACUGUUUAGACCAAGGUAUCAGACCAGACGAUCAUUACCCUGUAGUCUUCGAGUAGCCCACUCUACCUCCCGAGACAUACAUCAAAGUGGGAGAUCUCGAUUAAUCGGUCGACCUUCUUCUCCCUUUGCUCAGUUAAUCACGCUAUGCGCAUGAGCAAUUCCGACUGAGAGUCGAGAAUCACCAGGAACCUGGUCCGCGGAUAGAUCAGGAUCGACAAACCGCUGGCGGGAGGGUAACGCGGAUCGCGGAUCACGGCACAGAAUGGCAUUCUCCAGCCCGUUGUGGUCGGUUUUGGCCCUGUCCUUGCUCCCGACAUCAACUUUGGCGCAGAAUGACCCCGUGAACGACUUUUGCCGUCGGUUUGGGCACCAGACCGCCGUGGUUGACAACAAACUCUUCAUCGAUGGCGGCCUUGUGAAUUGGAAUCCACUCUCAUCUUUUCCAGCCAACUACUCAAAUACAUGGCUUCUAUACCAAGAUCUGUCUUCGUCAACGGCUUCGGGGAUGCCCCCCCUUUACGCCAAUCUGUCCAAGAAUGGAUCAAUUCCCAACGUCGCCGGCGGUGCCCUUUGGUCUGACAAUGUCAACAAGCGACUCUAUCUGUUUGGCGGGGAACGCAAUGCGGGGGAAUCGCCCAUGCCCUUCAACCUAUACGGCUAUGAUAUCCUAAACAACCAAUGGGAUUCUUUCGGCCCAUCUCGCACGGGAGCUUCGAUAUCAAAGGUUAGCUACGGUGCGGGAGUCUCUGUCGAUACACGCGGCGAAGCAUAUUACUAUGGUGGAUGGUUGAGCAACGCCUCCGUUCCUGGAUGGGGCACUGGUCCGCCAGUCGCAACGACCGGCUUGGUGAGAUACACCAUGGAUACCAAUAGCUUUGCCAACAACACUGGUCCUGAUAAUAUACGACGCGCCGAGGGCAGUCUGCAUUACAUCCCCGCUGGAGACGGUGGAAUGCUCAUCUACUUUGGGGGCAUACAGGAUCUGGCUGGCAAUGGAAGUUCUACCAUUGGCCAGCCCAUGGACCAGAUAUUUAUAUAUGAUGUGCUCAGCAGCAAGUGGUACACGCAGAAAGCUUCAGGUGAUGUUCCUGGCAUGCGACGACGAUUCUGCGCGGGCGUAACUUGGGCAGGAGACCAGUCGUCCUACAAUAUUUACAUGUACGGCGGCGCCAAUGUCCCAGGCGUGCUGGGCGCGGGAUAUGACGAUCUCUACAUCCUCUCAAUCCCGACCUUUACCUGGAUCAAAAUGUACCCCAUCGGCCGCAACGGGACAGGAGACUACCCCCACCACUCAAUGUCCUGUAACAUUGUUCCUGGCCGUGCGCAGAUGAUCAUUUCAGGAGGCACGUUUCCGCUCUCCCAAGACUGCGAUUCACCCGGGCAAUGGGGAACCCACAACGCGGACCUUGGAAAACAAAAUGCCGGCAAGGUAAUCUGGGAGUUAUACAAGCCCAACAAGACAACGUACGCCGUGCCGGACGAAGUCAUUGCCGUAGUAGGAGGCAACGGCAACGGCGGUGCUACAAAGACUGCACCCGCGGCUGGUUUUGACUACACCGACGUCAGCCUCCUCAUCACGCUCACGGCCAGUAUUCCGAGCCGUACACCGACGAGAGAUGUCGGCAGUACCGGUGCUCCCGCUCCCACAGGAGGCCUAUCUACAGGUGCCAUCAUCGGCAUCGCGAUAGGAGCUGCAGUUCUGGUCGGCGCCAUGGCCAUGGGAUGCUUCUUCCUGGUCCGUAAGCGCCGGUCAGACCGAUUCCACACUGGAGCAUCACCGCCAGGACCAAGCCACGUAUACCACGCUCAAAGCAUGUCAGAAGCAUGGUCGCCACCCGCGGCAUCGCCUUACUCACCACCAUACGGACCUUCUCCAUUCACGCCUCCUCCCCUGUCCGCACACCCGCAGUCACCGCACCCAAUGUCCGCGCACACGGUCCCGCCGCACAUGGGCCCGCCGGCAGAGCUACCUUCGGAGCCGUCAUACACAACGACACCAGCGGCUCUCGCUGGCACGACGACGCUCACAAACAUAUCGUCGACGGUGUCGUACCCGCCGCAGCAGGCGUACUUCCCUGAGACGACGACGCUGCUGAAUCAGCCGCAGUACGACGCCCACGGCAACAUGUGGAUGCCGCAGGUGAGCAUGGUGCAGGUCGCUACCGGGGUGAGCCCGCCGCUGCCCGAGUACACGCCGGCGAGGGGCGACCAAAAGACACCGCAGCCGACGGCGGCCGAGGUGCGGCACGAGCCGCCGCCGCAGGAGCCGCAGGAGCUCAGUGCGGACCCGAAUGACCGGGCGGAGAUGAGUACGAGGCAGGAACAUCAGACGUACUACAACAGAUAGGUUUGGUUCUUGCAGGCGCAUGGUUUAUUCUGUUUCUUCGUAGUUAGCCCAAAGUCUGGCCUGUCAAUGAUGAGACCGGGCAGGGAUGGAAGCGAAUGGGAUAGCGGUACUGUUGAAGGAGUCUGGCGUUUGCCUCUUUGGUUUGUCCCUUCUUAUUACUGGCACUAUUCCCACUUGGAGUUUAUGAUAUGGAAUUGUAAUCAGGCGAAUUUCGGCAAUUUUUCAAAGUACCUAGCAGACACCUUGAACCAUCAGGGUCCAGAGCCAUCAAGGUUCAGAAUGUGAUAAGGAUUCCGC